AAUACAGGCUUUGAGUCUUUGGACUCCUAAUCCUAAAUUGGUGAUUAAAGGCUGAAAAUUUCCAAACUUCCCAGCCACCUGUUUGAUUCAAUCUCCAGUUCGAUUCCGUACAUAAUCUUGGUUUUCCUUAUAAUCUUUUGAUUCUAUGAUUUAAUCCCUGAGAAUUAGGCGUCAGCCCGUAUUUGGUCUUGUGAUUAAGUAGUCCUUUUGAUCAUUCAUUCCUUCAAAACACAUCAAUUUCUUGAAGCUGCUAUAGUUAUUGAAUCCACUCAGCAUUACAGGCUCUUCUACCAUGGGAUCCAGUCUCGGAAGGGUUGUAUGAAUUGAGUACAUUUUGUCAUCUUUUAUUUCAUCGGAUCAAUCUCAUCUCUGAGAAUUUUGCUAUGAGUUUUCCUGAUCACCACUCUGCCUUCAUGCUAUCGCCACUACCAUUUGCGGCGGAUGACGAUUCCAAUGGAAGGUGGCCGCAAUUCCCCAUCAACAACGAACUAUUCGAUUCACAUUCCACAUUUGAUCAACUUCCUCCGUUCAAGAGGCCCAGGACAUCUGAAAGCAGUCACUUUGAUCCCUCGCCCUUCCCGCCGCCCAUGAAUUCCAGAAUGCACCACCCACAAAAUCCUCCAACAAAUAGAGGAGGAACGAGCCACAUUUUUUUUAAGACUCGCUUGUGUGCGAAAUUCCGAAUGGGUACCUGUAGGAAUGGCGAGAAUUGCAAUUUCGCUCAUGGCAAUGAGGACAUGAGGCAGCCACCUCCAAAUUGGCAAGAACUUAUUGGUUUACGCGAUGAAGAACGGUCAUCAGGAAAUUGGGACGAUGACCAGAAAAUCAUACAUAAGAUGAAGCUGUGUAAGAAGUACUACAAUGGCGAGGAAUGCCCUUAUGGUGAAAGGUGCAACUUUCUUCAUGAAGACCCGUCCAAGUUCAGGGAUGAUGCAGGGAGGUGCAGGGAGAGCUCAGCUAUAAGCCUUGUAGCUAAUGGAUCUCCAAAGUCGCACUUGAAUGGCCCUAGUAAUCCAGACAAUAAUAAGACUGUCACCACUGGGUCUGAUGGUUUCAGAACAAAUGGGAAGGCUCCUUUCUGGAAGACUAAGUUAUGUAGCAAGUGGGAGACAACAGGACAGUGCCCUUUCGGUGAUAAAUGUCAUUUUGCCCAUGGACAAGCAGAGUUACAAGUGCCUGGUGUACGCAGUGAAAUAGAAGCUAUUGGGGCUGCAUCAAUUCCUGUAAAUGAUGUGUCUCCUAUCAAUGCUGUAAGUAUACUUGAUUCAAAGGAGGAGGAGCAGAAAAAGAAGAAUUUGUUGAAGUGGAAAAUAAACAAGAAGGUCAAUCGAAUUUAUGGUGAUUGGCUCGAUGACUUUCCAUUGCCAAGGUAGCUUAGUUGGAUAGCUGGAGUUUGGGUCUUGGAAAGUUUGCUUUCCAUGAAAUUUUGAUAAGAUGGGGUCACUCAUGCUUGGUGAUCACUUCAUAGGUUUAUUUGUUUUCUUCUUUCUGUCACAGUGGUUUAUAAAGUUUUUUUUUUUUUUGGUUCAAAGGGUCUAUUGGAUUCUUGAUGGCAUUGAGAUAAUUCUCCAAGUUUUGUGGGCGGGGUAGGUUCUGAUCAAAUUAUGUUUAUUCUAUUUCUAUUUUAUACAUCAACGUAUGAUUAUUCAAAUGGUGUAAAGUCGUUAAUUUUUCUACUUCUA
This is a messenger RNA of Neltuma alba, 1682 nucleotides long. RefSeq names its product zinc finger CCCH domain-containing protein 39. The coding region runs from base 384 to 1373 and encodes 329 amino acids. The record is from RefSeq and is a predicted model, not a curated record. Gene Ontology annotation, molecular function: metal ion binding; mRNA binding. The transcript has 2 exons. Lineage: Eukaryota; Viridiplantae; Streptophyta; Magnoliopsida; Fabales; Fabaceae.